AUGCAGCGUAUCUACAUGCACAGCAAUGAGCACUUUGAUGUCUUCACCACUGUCCUGGCUCCCCAAGGUAAGAUGGUGGCGAUGUACAGCUACGAGCCCUACUGGCCAGAAGAGCUGCGGCUGACUCCUGGUGACGUGGUCCUGGUCCUGUUCAAACACGAGGAGGGGCGAUGGUUUGGACGACUCCAGGACGGACAGAGGGGGUACUUCCCAGCUUCGUGUGUCAUGGAGCUGAGCCAGUCAAAAAAACAGAUCACAAGUCACAGAAGGACUGUGUCUCUGAGAAGCAUGUUGGACGAUGCAGGUGUUCAGAGGAGGCAUCAAACUGGACACGUUCAGCAUGCGCUCAGGAGGGGCAACAGGGCCGGAGGAGGGGCUUUGGACUGGGGCCAGACUGACAGCGAGGGUCCUGUCUCAGCUUCACACACCCAGCGGUCGCCCAGUCUUCUCUACAGGAUCUUGUCCAAGUGCCGCAGGAAGAGCCAGUGCCAGGGAGCCACCAAUAGGGCCUUUGAGGGUGACUAG
This is a messenger RNA of Boleophthalmus pectinirostris (great blue-spotted mudskipper), 525 nucleotides long. RefSeq lists its product as uncharacterized. NCBI's taxonomy places the organism in Eukaryota, Metazoa, Chordata, Actinopteri, Gobiiformes, Gobiidae. Bases 1 to 525 code for a protein of 174 amino acids. The transcript has 4 exons. The record is from RefSeq and is a predicted model, not a curated record. Gene Ontology annotation, molecular function: protein binding.